This is a messenger RNA of Hyaloscypha bicolor E, 2203 nucleotides long. RefSeq lists its product as uncharacterized. NCBI's taxonomy places the organism in Eukaryota, Fungi, Ascomycota, Leotiomycetes, Helotiales, Hyaloscyphaceae. The transcript is spliced from 3 exons. The record is from RefSeq and is a predicted model, not a curated record. The coding region runs from base 59 to 2113 and encodes 684 amino acids. Gene Ontology annotation, molecular function: ATP hydrolysis activity.
CGCACAUACUCCCGAAUCUUUUUGAAGACUCCUAUUUUUUUGCUCCCUUAGGCCCAAGAUGGGCGAUCUACUAAGCGUCAGGGCCAGCAUCGUUGCUCUGGCCCAUAUGAGCGAGGCUGUGAUUUCAUACCUUCGCGAGGUUAAAGAUGUCCGCAAAGAAUGCAAAAAGCUUCUUCUUGAUCUCCACUACAUUCGCGGGUUGUUGGAUAUCCUCCAGGAGACCGUUCAGGAUGUCACAAAUGGCGGGGAGUGGGGACCAACGAUGAAGGUGCUUGCGGGUAACGGCAGCCCACUCGACUCUUUGGAAAGGAUUCUGGGACCUUUUGAAAAAGAGCUGGAGAAUCAAUCGUCCGCAGAGGGCUUGAAAAGGUUGGCGAAGUCGUUACUCUGGCCGCUGACAAAGGAGAAAACGGAAGGAAUCCUUCAAGCCGUGGAGAAGCAGAAAUCUUUACUUCUGAUAGCACUGGAGAAUGACCACUUACUUCUUUCCGCCGAAAUUAAGAAGGACACUACAACUAUUCGUCAAGACCUUGGGUAUGUACAGAAGGAUAUCCAAGGCGUCGCAGACACAAUUUCGUCCCUUAACAGGAACCUGCAUGAGGAUACGGUAUCUAAGGCCUUCAACUGGCUCUCUCCUCUUCAAUACGAAUCAACACAAAAUGAUACGUUUAAGCAACACUUUGCCGGGUCAUUGGCUUGGUUCUUUGAAAGACCCGAGUUCCAGUCUUGGUUAUCGGGAGACGGCAAAAUUCUGUUCUGUCCCGGCAUACCAGGAGCAGGGAAGACUGUUCUCGCUGCAACUGUUGUCCAUUAUCUGCACAAGCAUAUUGCGCCAGAUGCAGACAGCAUCGCUCUCUCUUGGACUUAUUUCAGCUUCAAAGCACGAGCAUCGCAAACUCCACAAAAUGUUCUAGGGAGUAUUUGCGCCCAGUUCGCGCGCAAGAGAAUAGAUUUGACGGAUAAAGUUGUCGCUGCCUAUAGAAUAGCCAUGUCCAAAAACGAGAAGACGAAUCCGGAUACCAUUCAACUUCUCCGCGAAUUCCUUUCAAAGUACACCAAGGUCUACUUGAUCAUGGAUGCAAUGGACGAGUACAGCGAAGACGACAUGGGAUGGUUGGAGGUUUUCGAUCCGCUCCGGAAACUUACUGGGCAUCUCAACAUCAUAGCCACUUCAAGGCCAAUUGCUAGUAUCGAGAGGGAGUUUGCCGCAGCGUUGAAGGUGGAGAUCUCGGCUCACGAAGCCGAUAUUCUUUCAUACGUCCAUGCGGGUUUGGAACAGCGUGUCUUUAAAAAGCAUACGAGCGCUGAUAGGGGACUGGAAACAUAUAUCGAACAAACGCUACUGCAGAAAAGUCAAGGAAUGUUCCUCUUGACCAAACUCCACAUGGAUACUCUGAUGAAAAAGGCGAGAUAUAGCAAAAUGGCUAUUCGUGACGCGGUGGACAAGUUGCCCGAGAAGUUGGACCAAACAUACCAGGAUACCUUGCAACGAAUAACCUCUCAGGACGACGAUGAUGCGUUGUUAGCUAAGCAGAUUUUGGCCUGGAUACACUUCUCGCAUGCGUUCCUGUCCACGCGAACACUUCAGCAGGCUUUGGCGAAGUUUAGAGGGGACGAUCCAGAGAACGAUGAUUGCUUAAUUGACUCGGAUCUGCUCGUCUCGGUUUGCGCUGGUCUUGUCGUCAUCAAUGAGGAAAGUCAGGUUAUACGGCUAGUACACUAUACAGUCGAAGAAUAUUUUCGACGAUGCUUCGAUACGUUCUACCCCAAUGCCGCAAGAGAAAUCAAUUACUGCUGCUUUCGUCAAGUACAAGAGUCCAGACAACUUGCAGCAUGGAUGGAAUGGAAACAGUUGCUGGGUGAAGAUUGGUGGUGGUACUUUGAAUUCGAAGAGGAGAGAAAUAUGAAUGAGCAUGGCCGACAGUCACACUUUGCGAAAGUUCCUUUCUCUCGAUAUGCCUUGUUUCACGUCGAGUUCCACGCACCGGACUUGAUCCUGGGAUUCCCAGAUUGGCAAACGCCAGGCAGCUUCCAUCCACGAUCAAAGAUUCAAAAUUCGGUGAUCGAACUGUCUUCGACAAAUCUCGAAGUGGCGUACAAACUCCUUUUUUGAGGUGUGCGGCUCCGACAACUUGAAUCUAAGAGCGGCAGUAUUCUUUGGAGACACAGCUGAAGUUGGCAACGUUCUGAGCUCUCAAGACUU